This is a messenger RNA of Caenorhabditis angaria, 4513 nucleotides long. The record is from the annotation of a GenBank genome assembly. NCBI's taxonomy places the organism in Eukaryota, Metazoa, Nematoda, Chromadorea, Rhabditida, Rhabditidae.
AUGGCGGUAAGUUAGGCUAACUCAAUUUCCCAACCCAGCUUAACAUUUUCAGAGUAACCGUGAACUCCCUCCAGCUGCAACAUCUCCAGGAGCUCCAGGAGCACCAGUUGCUCCACAAACAGUUCAACCAGUUGUCAAUAUCACACAACAACAACAACCAGCAACCGGUUCACUUCCAAUCAUUGAUCUACCUGAAGAUAUCAAAAAUUGCGCAUUUUAUCACGGUCGAAUUCCACGCGUCGAAGCGGAGCUCAGUUUGCGAACCGCCGGCGAUUAUUUAUUGAGAAAGGCGGAAGGAAUUGAGGGAAUUUAUUUGGUGGUUUCGGCGAGAAAUUCGAUGACCUAUUUUCAUUUUCCCGUUUCGCAGGAGAAAGAGACUUCCAAGUUUUAUUUGGAUUCGAUUAAAGAAGCGAGUGUUUUGGAUUUGUUGAAUGCUCAUGUGUAAGUUUGGGAGAUAGUGCGCUCCAUUGCGAAAAAUGGGGGGAUACAUAUUUUUGAAUUGUAUUUCCGAGUCUUUGUGUGCCUUUUCCGUAUAAACGGAAUUUAACAAUAUUCCCAUGAAUAUUUUCUCUUUCCUCGAAAUUUAUGAUCUUGUUUAGCUCAUUCGUUUUUUCGAUCCACAUGCAAAUAGCUUGGUGGUGUCCUGUAAGGUGCGAAUGCACCUGCUUCAAUUUGUCUUUCUGCGGUUCUGUGUUGAUUUUCAUAUGUUCUUUUUGAUCUUUCCGCACCUUCCUUGAUAUUCUUCUUGAUUAUUUCAUGGGUGUCUUUGAGCAAAUUUUCCAAUUUUGUCAGAUAUUCCUGUGGGUAUAUCUGACCAUUUCUAUUCAGCUCUGGAUGUGACGAUGAUGACUUCUCUGUUGCGGAGGCGCUGGAGAUAUUGUAUGGUUUUUAUGAGACCAUUUCUUUUGAAGAUCUCUGGGCACAGGGCAGUGUGGUCUCCACCUUGGUCACAGCUUCCACAUGGUGUUUUUGACAUCUGUUCCUACAGCUUUGCAAACAUUCCAAACAUCUUCCUUCCUCCCGUAUAAAUUUUCUUCGUUCUUCUAUUUCCACGCGUCGACAAUGUUCCGAUGGAUGUGAGUCUCCGCAGAAUUUGCAGAUAUGGGCGUUUCCUUGUAUAGUUAUUUUUCCUUUGUUCCCCAUAUUUUUGUGCUCGCUGAUUUUCUGCUCCAGCAGCUCCGUUACGUUGUUCUUCUCAAUCAUUUUUAUUUCUUUGUAUUUUAAUAGCAUCUUUAUUUCGUCAGGGAUUUUUGUUCGAAUUUUCCUUUUCCUUCUUCUUUCCUCUUCCUCUUCUUUCUUGUUCUUUCCCAACUGUCUGAUUGUUUCCGAUAGUUUUUUGAUAAUAUUUUCUUUCUUCUCCAGUUUUUUCAAUUUCCUCUGUUUUUGCUUCACUUCAUGUUUGGUGUUGUUUGAUUGUUCCAUUUCUGAAUAACUUUGGUAUCAAUUUCGGUGUUGUUUUUUCUUUGUUCGGUUUACAUUAGAACUAGGAUGAUGCCGCAAGUCUUUCUUCGAUUGUUCUGUGGGUUCUUUCCAUGGUGCCAUUACCAUUUUGUGGUAUGGUGCAGUUGUUGAAUGUUUUGUUUUGCACAGUUUCAAAGAUGUUUUGAAAGUUUCCGAAAGAUAUUGUUUUCCAUUGUCUGUCAGAGUUUCCAAUGGUGUUCCGAAUGUGAGGUGCGAAAGCGCCUCCUACUUCGGUCCUCAAAUAUGUUAUGAAGUGAUAUAUAUAUGUAUUUAUGAUAAAUAAUAAAGUAAUAUAAUAAACAAAGAAGGAUAAAACUAUAUGUUCACGAGCUCCAUGGUCGUCUGCUGGAGGGAGUGAGCUCUUGGUGGGCAGAGCCUGAGUGGAGCUGGAGGCGAAGUGUUGGGUUCAGUUGGGCGGAGCUUAAGUGGGUCCUGAGGUGAUGUGGUACUGUAGCUGUCCGCCUUACACGAACACGUUACACGCCCUCAUGCGGAUAUAAUAUGAGGUGCCGAUAGGCGGAACCUUUUUUCUUUGUGCUCCUCUAACGUUCUUAUGUAUUUGUCUUUUGAUUAAAAGUACUGUAGUCUAGAUACAGUUGUAUGUACAGUAAUCAUCACAUAUUUGGUUUGCUUCUACCAUUCUGAGGUCGUUUAUGGUCAUGUUUUUUAUGUCUGUGGAGAUUUCUAUUUUUUUUCUUUAAUUCCUUUUCGUCUUGUUCAGCUACAUAUAUUUUGGGUUUGGCAUUCUUCUGCAACUACUUCUCCGAUAUUGUUGAAUUUCUUAUUGAUUUGUUCCAUUGUUAUUUUUCUGUUCCGUGUCUCCGACUGUUUCUGCUUCUUUUUCACCAAACAUCAUCUUUGUGUGCAAAAAUAGUUUUUUCUCUUUUUCAAAGGAGAUAUUUGGUCAUUUGGCUGCGGUCACUCGAAACGGGCAAAUCAGUCAAUUUGUUGGGUGGUUCUGAUCUUCGAAUAAAAACUUCAUCUUCGGAUUCAAUUUCUAUGUUGGUUGGCAUAUGUUCUUUUUGAUCUAUCCGCACCUUCCCCACACUUGAUGUCUUCACAGGUUGCUAAGCAUUGGUUUUUUUUUAUACAAAGUACUGUAGUCUAGAUACAGUAAUCAUCAAAUAAACAUUGAAAAAUAAAAAAACAAGACAAAAUAAUUAAAACAAAACCCAGAAACCCACCCAAAACAAAAAAAAGUGUAAAAUUCUAUCCGUUUUGUUUUGGGUGUGGCUCAAUUGAGCUCACAACAACAGAUACAUAUUUCGCAAUAAAUCUUAUUAUUCUGUCGGUAUGCACGAGACUUUUUGUGUGAUAUCUUCUCUUUUUUGAGUUUAUUCGGAUUGAUGCAGGUUUUGAAGGAUUUGAGGGAUUUUUGAGAAUAUUUUGGACUUGGGAAAUGAGAUUUGUCGGGAUUUUUUUUUUUGAAAGUUUUUGAAAAACGAAUUUUUCUGAAUGAAUUCUGAAUAAUUUUUCAAAAAUCUGAUCAUUCACGCGUUUUCGUUUGAAAAUAAGGUUGUAAAAAUAACAAAAAUGUUCUGAAAAUUCACUAAAUUUUUCCAGAACCCAAGCAAUUCCCCUUUCAAAAACCUCUGGAUGCCUAAUAACUCGUGCUGUCCCCCGUCCACAAUGGCUCGUCAAACAUAGCAGUCUAAUCAUGUACAAAAAAUUGGGAGCCGGCGCUUUCGGCGAAGUUUUUCUGGCUCGGAUGGAAGAUCCAACAUCGGAAAUCAUGUUGGAUUGUGCUGUCAAAUCGAUGAAAUCUGAAGCGACUUCAGAAGCGAGACUUCGAUUUAUGAAAGAAUCGAGAAUGAUGCGAAAAUCGUAUCAACACAAGAAUGUUGUGAUGAUUUUGGGAAUUGCUGUUAUGCAUAAUCCAUUGUUGAUUAUUAUGGAAUUGUGUCCAAGUGAGUGGGGUUUUGAGAGAGGUUACUGAAAUUUGGAACAAAAUUUGGAACUUUUUGAAUAAUUAAUUAGAAGAGCUUGAAAUUCUGAACAGAGUGGUGCUAAAUUUUAAUUAUUCAAAAAUUCUGAAUUUCACUAGUAGUUUGAGGUUCUCCGAAACUUAAAUUUAGACCCUUUAAAAAAUUCAAAUCAGAUUUUCAAAAUUUUCUGAAUAUCAAAUUUGGUCUCAUUUUGAAGAGCUUGAAAAUAUCAACAAAAUGAGCCCGAAUUGGAUUUUUGAAAAAAAUCUGGAAGUUACUGAAAAUUGGGGUUAGAAUCGAGGCUAGAUUUCCCUUUCUAGAAAGGUUUGGGAUUUUCUGAAAGUUCUACUGAAACUUUAAAUUUUCCAAAGUUUUCUGGAAAUUGAGUUUGAAGCUUGAAAUUUUUUAGCAAAAGCUUCAAAAUUCCGGAAAAUCUGGAACUUUCUGAAAAUCAGUCGAAAAAAUCUGAAAUAAAAAAUUUAGUUUCAUUUUGAAGAACUCACGAUCUUCAAAAAAACUAGAGUCUAGUAUAGGGAACCCCCCUCCACGUCCAAAAAAAAUCAAACCUUUCUCCAGACGGCUCGCUCGUCUCCUAUCUUCGAAAAAACAAAGGCACAACAACAAUCCAAGAAAAAUUGCGAUUUGUAACCGAAGCUGCCUCAGGUCUCGCUUAUUUGGAAGCAAUGGGUUGUGUUCAUCGAGAUGUGGCUGCAAGAAAUUGUCUACUUUCAGCAACUAAUGAAAUUAAAAUAUCAGAUUUUGGCCUGGCUGAUGAUAGAUGUUUGAUGAUUGAUAACACUCUCGAAAAAAUGCCCAUCAAAUGGUUGGCGCCUGAAACGAUGCAGGAAAAGAUUUAUUCGCUGAAAUCGGAUAUUUGGGCAUUUGGUGUUUUGUGUUGGGAAACGUAUGCGGAUGGCGAGGAACCGUAUCCGGGAUUGACACCAAUUCAAACACGCGCCAAAAUUGUUGUGCAAGAUUAUCGAAUGAAAAUGGCGGAUGACACACAACCUGAAGUUGUCAAAAUUGUUGAACAGUGUUGGGAGAAAAAUGCGGAUAAACGAGGAACGAUGAGAGAACAUUUUGCGAGUUUGACCAAAUUGGUGACACCUCCUGUGGCGAUUAAUUAG